AUGUCCGAUGUGUGGACAACCAUCGUGGCCUCUUGGCACGUCCGUGACGCCCCGGUUACGAUCGACUGGACGCUGCCAUCGGCCGUCGCGCCAGGCACCACGAGCCAGCUUGUUGCCUGCGCAGAUGCAGCGUGUACCGAAUCGCAAGUCGUCGUCGGGGAUGUGGUCAUGGACGGGGAAGCGCUGCUUCGCACGUCGUUUCGCACGUCGGGGAUGCUCUAUGGUCCGCUCUCCGCGCAGCUGAUGGUCUCUCUCGACAACGUGGUCUCGUACAACUGCGCAGCAACCGUCGACACCACGCCAAUGAACCUCUCGCGGCAGCUGCGUGGUCCGACGCCGGCGAGCGUCGCUGCCGGUGGCCUUGAAGUCGUCGCGCUUGUGUGUGGUAUCACCGUUAUCGCCGUUCUUGGCAUCUUCUCCAACAUCUUUCGGAAGCGCGCCCCGAGCAACGCAUCGAUCACGCAACCAACGCGGUCGCCAAACGUCAGCAGCCCGACGCUCUUCUGCCACGGCCUCGACGAAGCCGCAUUGCUGCCUCAGGAGGCGACAUCGUCGAGCAGUGUGAGCGAGCUCUGGAAGACCAUGUACCACGGCCAUGUCGUCAUGCUCAAGACGAUCCGGAGCCACCAUUCGCAGCCGACGCAGGAAGACAUUGAGACGUUCACGCGCGAAAUCGCCUUCCUCACCAAGCUGACGUCGCCGUACGUCGUCAACGUACUUGGCGGCCGGUACCUCGCCACGGGCUCGAUCCAAAUUGUCAUGGAGCACAUGCCGCAUGGCGAUCUCAAGACGCACCUCGGCACGACGCCGGCGGGCGGCUCGGCGUGGGAAGCCUACACGGAGCUCGCAUUGGACAUUGCCCAAGGUCUUUGCCUCUUGCACAGUUAUGGGCUUCCGCACGGCGACUUGAAGAGCCGCAACGUUCUCCUUGGGCCCAUCGCCGCCGCCAGCGGCCGGGUCGGAUGCAAGCUCACAGACUUUGGCCUCACACGUACGCUGGAGCUCGACAGUCGCCAAAUGGCGCAAGCAAUUGGACUCUACCGCUGGACGGCGCCCGAGGUCGUCCAGCAAAUUGCGCUGACGCCAGCCAGCGAUAUUUACUCGUUUGGGAUGCUCCUUUUUGAGAUGGACUGUCGCGAAGUGCCGUACUGGAGCCGUCGGUCCCGCCAAGGCCAGAUGCUCACCGACAUGGCGGUUGCAAUCGACGUCGUGCAGCACGGCAUGCGCCCCAACUUCAAGUCGACGUGCCCCGUCUGGGUCGAAGAGCUCUGUCUCCGCUGCGUGGACCCAAAUCCGGCCAAGCGCCCGACGGCCACGCAGCUUCGCGACGCGAUUCUGGAUGCAAUGACGAGCGCGACGGCCGAUGACGUGGCGCCACUCCCGACGUUUGGGCCGUCGCGGUUCUCAGUGCGCGGCAACUUUUCUACCAUGCACCACAGCUCGAUCCUGGACCUCAUGGGCGAGAAGCUCAACCUGCACGACCUCCGCCCGUGGCGCGUGGACGAGAGCCAGCUCCAACCCAUCGAGGAAAUUGCCAAAGGCGCGUUUGGCGAAGUGUGGCGUGGGCUCUACAAGGGCAACCCCGUCGCGAUCAAGACGCUCAUCGCGUUCGAGUCGCACACGCCCGAGGACCUCCAGGUCUUUAUCGACGAGAUGAAGAUCAUGACCACGCUCCGGUCGCGCUACAUUUGCCAGAUGAUUGGCGCGAGCUGGAUGCCGUCGUGCGAGAUCAAGCUCGUCCUCGAGUACAUGAACGGCGGCGACCUCAAAAACUACUUGACGCGGACGGCGGCAACCGCCGAGGUGUCGACGGCGUGGUCGGAGAAGCUCUUGAUCGCACUCGACAUUGUCGAAGGGCUCUGCUACAUCCACGACCUCAACAUCAUCCACCGCGACCUCAAGUCGCGCAACGUGCUCUUGCAGAACGCAGGGCGUCUCUCGGCCAAGCUCACGGACUUUGGCAUCUCGCGCUACAUUGAGAUGGACGGGCGCAGCAUGAGCUGCGGCGUCGGCACGUACCGCUGGAUGGCGCCCGAGAUCAUUUUGGGCAAGCACUACACGGUCGCCGUCGACAUGUACUCGUUCGGCAUGAUCUUGAACGAGAUGGACACGCACCAAGUGCCGUACUACAACGAGCGCACGCCCGAGGGGCAGCUCAUCACGGACAUCGGCAUUGGCGACAAGGUCCGCCGCGGCCUCCUCCGGCCCAAGUUUACCUCGUCGUGCCCGCCGUGGGUCCAAGCACUCGCGCUGCGCUGCGUCGAUAUGAACCCCGACAGUCGUCCGACCGCGCGCCAAGUGCGCAACGAAAUCAAGUGCCAGCUCGACCCAGCGCUCUUUGAAUCGUCGUAGAAAGUUGC
Molecule: messenger RNA, 2360 nt
Organism: Saprolegnia parasitica CBS 223.65
Lineage: Eukaryota; Oomycota; Saprolegniomycetes; Saprolegniales; Saprolegniaceae
Product: TKL protein kinase
Exons: 4
Coding region: 1-2352 (783 amino acids)
Biological process (GO): protein phosphorylation
Molecular function (GO): protein kinase activity; ATP binding
Source: RefSeq, a predicted model, not a curated record